UGAAUCAAAAGACCACUUCAACGCAAUUUAAUCUGGUUUUAUGUUCGAUUCUUCAAGGAAGUUAUCGACACCGUUUGGUGGCUGAGGCAUGGCAGUCAGGUGUCAUCUUAUACUCAUUGAGCGGCCCUGUUAGGAAAAUUUCGCGGUCGCAGCCCGAAUCGCACUCAACCUCCGCCACACAACAACAGAACCCCGUCAGUCACCCCCAGCCAUCAAAAUGGCCACGCAGACGUUCGAGACCAACGGUGUCCGAAUUGCCGUCGAGGGCUGCGGCCACGGUACACUCAAUGCAAUCUACGCCGCCGUCGCGGCCUCUUGCGAGGCCCGCGGCUGGGACGGCGUCGAUCUCCUCAUCAUCGGCGGCGACUUCCAGGCCGCCCGCAACGCCGCCGACCUCACCGUCAUGUCCGUCCCCGCAAAGUAUCGCGAGCUGGGCGACUUCUGGGAGUACUAUGCCGGACGCCGCACGGCGCCCUACCUGACCGUCUUCGCGGGCGGGAACCACGAGGCGGCGAGCCACAUGUGGGAGCUCUUUUACGGCGGCUGGGCCGCGCCCAACAUCUACUACCUGGGCGCCGCCAACGUGCUGCGCCUGGGCCCGCUGCGGAUCGCCGCCAUGAGCGGCAUCUGGAAGGGCUUCGACUACCGCAAGGCGCACCACGAGCGGCUGCCGAUGGGGCCGGACGAGAUCAAGAGCUUCUACCACGUCAGAGAGGUGGACGUGAGGAAGCUGCUCUUGGUGAGGGAGCAGGUCGACGUGGGAAUCAGCCACGACUGGCCCAGGGCGAUUGAGAGGUGGGGCGACGAGAAGGCGCUGUGGAGGAUGAAGCCCGACUUCGAGAGGGAGUCAAAGGACGGCACGCUGGGCAACGUCGCGGCGGAAUAUGUGUGCGACCGUCUGAGGCCACCCUACUGGUUUUCCGCACAUCUGCACUGCAAGUUUGCCGCGUUAAAAAUUUACAAGGACAAGGAACCGAAUGAGACCGAGACCGCUCCGGCUGCAGCCGAGGAGGCGACACCCGCCCCGGCACACGGGUCGGUGGUAGCGCCCGAUAACCCGGACGAAAUCGAUCUCGACGGUGAUGAGGAGAUCACAGAUGCUUCCGCUCCGGCACAGGCAAACCCGAACGAGAUCAGCCUCGACGGUGACGACGACGAGCAGCCCGGCAGCACCCCUAAGGAGACGACGAGCAAGGAAAAGUCUACGGCCAAAACCUCUGUCCCCGACGAGCUCCGAGCCCAACUUCCCGCCUCUUUUAUGCGUCCCCCGCCGCAGCCCAAGAGAACACCGGGCCAGCCUGUUCCUCCGACAAUCACGAACAAACAGGUCAACUUCCUCGCCCUCGACAAGUGCCUGCCCAGACGCCACUUCCUCCAGCUCCUCGAGGCGCGACCGCACAACGUGCCGCCCGCGGACCGGCCCCCGCCGACGCGCCCGUUCCGCCUGCAGUACGACCCGGAGUGGCUCGCCAUCACGCGCGUCUUCCACGCGUCGCUCUCGAUCGGCGACCCGUCAGCGCAGCCGAGCCCGGACCUGGGCGAGGAGCACUACGCGCCGCUCAUCGACGCGGAGCGCCGGUGGGUCGAGGAGAACGUCGUCGCCAAGGACGGCGGGCUGGACGUGCCGCUCAACUUUGCCGUGACGGCGCCGCCGCACGCCGAGGGCGAGCCCGAGUCGGUGGCGCACCAGCCGUUCGAGUACACGAACCCGCAGACGUCGGCGUUCUGCGAGCUGCUGGGGCUGAGGAACCUGUGGGACGCCAGCGACGAGGAGAGGAUGGAGAGGAGGGCGAGGGGGCCGCCUGCCGGCGAGUUCAGGGGACACCGCGGCGGCGGCGGUAGGGGGUUCCAUCGGGGGGAGGACGAGGUGGUCGGGGACGGGGCAGAGGAGGGGGCAGAGGCCGGGGCAGAGGCUGGCACUGAUUGCAUUACGACCAUGUGAGUUGCGGCUGAUGGACUAUGGGGCACAAUUAGAGAUUACUACUGAGCCCGUGUCCAAAUCGGUAUCAGGUAUUGAGCACAGGUACUAGAUUAUGGGUGUCCGGGGUCAUCGUUCACGUUCAGGGCUGGAGCGUUAAGAGACGGCGGAAAAGAGGUUUGUAUUAAUACCCAGCUAUACUAACUAGCGUGCAAGCAUGUAUCCCAACAGAAAAAGCGUAGAUCUCAAUGGUAGAAAGUUGAGUCAAGCAGAGUGAGUGGAAUAGAGU
Messenger RNA from Colletotrichum navitas, 2207 nucleotides. Its product is annotated as lariat debranching enzyme, C-terminal domain-containing protein. The record is from RefSeq and is a predicted model, not a curated record. Gene Ontology annotation, biological process: mRNA splicing, via spliceosome. Gene Ontology annotation, cellular component: nucleus. NCBI's taxonomy places the organism in Eukaryota, Fungi, Ascomycota, Sordariomycetes, Glomerellales, Glomerellaceae. Gene Ontology annotation, molecular function: RNA lariat debranching enzyme activity. The coding region runs from base 218 to 1942 and encodes 574 amino acids. The transcript is spliced from 2 exons.